CGACGGUUCAAUCCCGUCUCCAGCCAUCCUGAUUUAGGUUUUCCGUGAUUUCCCUAAAUCGUUUCAGGCAAAUGCCGGGAUGGCUCCUUUGAAAGGGCACGGCCGAUUUCCUUCCCACUCCUUCCCUAACCCGAGCUUGCGCUCCGUCUCUAAUGACCUCGUUGUCGACGGGACGUUGAACACUACCCACCACCACCGUGUGCUGACUUUAAUGUGCUCCCUGUUCCUGAAAAACAACUCCUGACAGCAACAGCCUCAUCUCAACCUGCCCCCCCCCCCCCCCCCCACCCCCUGUCCCACUCCUGCAUCUGCAUCUCUCCUACCAUAAGAGCUUUCAAGGGGAGGGUGUGUUAUGUGGUUGCUGAAGUUUUGCAAGGACUUCUGUAUUGAAACCAAAGAGACACGUAUUUCGGCUUUUUGGUAGACACAAUCUAGUUCUUGAAAAAAUUGAGGUCCAAAUGGAUAACCAUAUGGGGUCAGAAGUUGAUAAUGUUAAAAGUUAUUAAGGGUUUUGUGUUUUUCAUGCUGUAGUUUUAGUACACGUCAUUCUACGUGUCUUGCAGAGUAAGCGCGGCAGUCGAGGUCCCCCUCCUCCCAGCAAAGCAGAACGAAUCUGUUGUCAACUCUUUUACGUGGCGUUGUUGGUGAUUUUAAACUCAAAUGGCAGUGGACAAAAAAAAGUUCAGUUGCACCAUUUUUUGAAGAAAGCUGAAGUGGCACAUUUAAUAUACAAAUGCUAUUUUUGUUUAGCCUUUGAAUAACAUUUUUAGUAUUAUUGUGUUCUGUAGGAUUUUCAAUUGUACACAUUUACUAAUUAUAAGUAUGUAGUUGUUAAAAGGAAGAGCUCUGUGGUUCCUGUCACCAUGGGAGAAUUUGUAGGAAAGAUUAGGGUAAACACCUGAAGAGGAAUAGUUCUUUUUUCUUUAUGGUGGGUAAAAGUGACAGUGCCAAGUAAGUGUAACAUAUUUAAAAAUGGGAGAGAGACAGAGAGAAGGGGGGGGGGGAUUAAACUUAGAUAAGUAGAGAUUGCUAGGUGAUUGGUAGAGCGUGAGACUCUGAGAAAAAUCGUGGGUUUGAGCCCAAUGCUUGGGGGGGAGGGUUCAAGGCAUUACCACUAAACCGCUGGUCCGUGAUUGAUUCUUGGUCAUGGCUUUCUUUCUUCAUAUAUAUUUUUUAGUGUAUUUGAUAAUCAGAAUACUUUCAUUUGCCCUUUUUUUAAGUAAACCAUCCAGAGGCGUGAUAAAUGGUCAAAUAAGUAAAUAUAAUGCAUUGCCAGUCACUUUCAUCGUGAUACAUGGUACAAAAAUAAACCUAAAGAAUAUUUUUGCAUAACCCUAAUUGAUUGUCUAUUCUUGAGCAUUCUUGCAAUCAGUGGUCUGAAACUUAUUGCAGAAAUCGGCAAAACUUAAAUAUUUAUUGCACCGUGUGCAACAUGCAAAUGAAAUCUUGCCCCAUUGAAAUGUUUUCUGAUACUUUGUAUAUGGAAGACAUACCUGAUUCACAUUGCUAAAAACAGACCUGUCAGGUAUCAAUUCGGUUGUGGGCCAAGCAUAUAAAAACUUGUCUCGAGAGACAGGUGGGGACAACUAGUGUCGUAAUUCUGUGCUCUGCUGUGAUGUCGCACAAUUCUGAAGCCGUGGUAUGAAAUUCCUUACCUGUCAGAAGAAAUAAAAGUUGCACAGUUGACGAAGGUAGUUCCACUUUGGUGGUAUCACUGCCACAGUGCGGGUGGGCGGGCUCACCAGCAACAGCAUCAUCAUCUACAAAGUCUUUUCAUAGCGCGUCAUGUAUCCCUAUGAAAAUAACUUUUAGUACAUUAUUUGUACCUCUUUGAUUAUUAAUCACUCUGUUUGAUGUUUUACUUCAAAAAAUAAAUAAAUCAAUAAGUAAAUAAAAAUAAAAGGCACGACUAAGAAUGGAACGCGUACCAGCAGUUCGGUAAUCUAACAUUUCGAUCGUCUGACCGCUGACCUCGCUCUGCUACAUGUGGAGAGUGACGAGUACCUAAGCUGUAGUAUGAAAAUGUAAAAGCACUGAUAAACUGUACAUUUUCCUGAGUUCGAGUCUCGGCCCGGCACACAGUUUUAAUCUGCCAGGAAGUUUCAACCUGUACAUUAUUAACUCUGGAUCCCAUAUUAUAUUGAUAAAAAAGUUUGUCUAAAAACGAUCUUUCAAUGCACAGCAUUGAAAAUACUAUUUGCCAUCAAACUUCCAUCAACAACUUUGAUCUCGAUUUUUUUUUUUUUUUUUUUUUUUUUUUUUUCCUCAAAAAUGAGGGAGUGUCUAGCAAAAAAACCUAAACAUGUCUCUUUAUUUUUAGUAUACUGUGUCUUUACAGGACUUGAUCCAAUAUGUAUAUCAGCUACCACCGGAACUUGCAAGUUUUCCAACAAACAGCUUCAUAAGAAAAAGUAGCCCAUUAUUGGUAGGUUUGCCAGAGAUUAAGUACAGUGCAUAAAAGAAGUUACCUGUCCAAAUUGGGAUUGCAAUAAUAACUGAAUAGUGACAGUAUUUGUCUUCUGUAUUCCUCCAGAAUGAUCAUUGGAUGUGGUGCAUCAUUGUCCAAUGAUCCACACCUUACAAACAUGACACCAAAAAGAAAAAAAAAAAUUUGUACAAAAUAAUAUCAUACUGCAGUAUUGAUUUUUAAUUUUACAUAUUUUUGUUAUUGUUAUAUUAUUAAGUUUAACCUUAUUAUAACUACAUAAUUAUUUAAUUUUUUUGACAACAUAGCAUCUAUAUAAUUUAAGAAUUAUAUAGAAGAAAACAUGGACAUUUCUGUUUCACAGAGUUACUAUCUACAACUUUACAAACUAACACCCAAGACCACUAUGUCAUAAAAAUCUAUACUAUAACAAAACUAGAUAAUGUUGACACCACCACACUCUUAUGUGAAAUAUGCAAUACAUCACAUCUCAAACUAGAAAUGAACUAACUGAUACCCAUUAUAUUUGAAAUCAUAACUGAAAUAUUUAAUAUUCUACAUCACAAGAAACCAAACUACUUCUACAUCUACAUCCAUUCUCUGCAAGCCACCUGACGGUUUGUGGCGGAGGGUACGUUGAGUACAUCUAUUGGUUCUCCCACCUAUUCCAGUCUCGUAUUGUUCGUGGAAAGAAAGAUUGUUGGUAUGCCUCUGUGUGGGCUCUAAUCUCUUUUACUUUAUCCUCUUGGUCUCUUCACAAGAUAUACGUAGGACGGAGCAAUAUACUGCUUGACUCCUCAGUGACGGUAUGUUUUCAAAACUUCAACAAAAGGCCCAUACCGAGCUACUGAGUGUCUCUCUUGCAGAGUCUUCCACUGGAGUUUAUCUAUCAUCUCCGUAACGCUUCCGUGAUUACUAAAUGAUCCUGUAACGAAGCGCGCUGCUCUCCGUUGGAUCUUCUCUAUCUCUUCUACCAACCCUAUCUGCUACGGAUCCCACACCGGUGAGCAGUAGUCAAGCAGUGGGUGAACAAGUGUACUGUAACCUACUUCCUUUGUUUUCAUACUGCAUUUCCUUAGGAUCCUUCCAAUAAAUCUGUUUGGCACCUGCUUUACCGAUGAUUAAUUUUAUAUGGUCAUUCCAUUUUAAAUCACUGCUAAUGCCUACUCCCAGAUAAUUUAUGGAAUUAACUGCUUCCAGUUGCAGACCUGCUAUAUUGUAGCUAAAUGGUAAGUAUCUUUCUAUCUGUGUAUUCGCAUCACAUUACGCUUGUCUACAUUGAUUUUUGCCAUUCCCUGCACCAUGCACUUCCUGGAACACCUGAUAACAUUACACCACCUGCUUUUCACAAAGUUAAAUGCAGUACUUCUCGUCUUUUUAGAGUGAAUAUGGGCCUGAAAUCUACUGAUUUUCCUCUUGUCUGAAGUCAUCUGAGUUGGUACUACAGGCUGUUGUAUAGAAAUGAAUAGAUCUAUUGAGCAAUAAUGAGGUUGUCUACUUGUUCACUAUAGCAUAUAUUUGAGGCAAAGAGAAUACAAAGCACAAGAAAACAAUAGAAAAGUAGAAAUGAUGUGUAGUAAUUCCUUGGAAACAUCUUGUUCACUAAAUAAUUAUGAUACAGAAUGAGAUUUUCACUCUGCAGCGGAGUGUGCACUGAUAUGAAACUUCCUGGCAGAUUAAAACUGUGUGCUGGACCGAGACUCGAGCUCUGGACCUUUGCCUUUCGCGGGCAAGUGCUCUACCAACUGAGCUACCCAAGCAAGACUCACGCCCCGUCCUCACAGCUUUACUUCCGCCAGUACCUUGUCUCCUACUUUCCAAACUUCACAGAAGCUCUCCUGCGAACCUUACAGAACUAACACUCCUGGAAGAAAGGACAUUGCGGAGACAUGGCUUAGCCACAGCCUGGGGGAUGUUUCCAGAAUGAAAUUUUCAUUCUGCAGCGUAGUGUGCCCUGAUGUGAAUCUUCCUGGCAGAUUAAAACUGAGCACUUGCCCGUGAAAGGCAAAAGUCCCGAAUUUGAGUCUCGGUCUGGCACACAGUUUUAAUCUGCCAGGAAGUUUCAUAUCAGUGCACACUCCGCUGCAGAGUGAAAAAUCUCAUUCUGGGCGUAAAGUAUGCUUAGGAAGGAAAAUAAAAAACAUGUGCAAUUUCCGUCAAGCGUAUUUUCAAAAUACGCUACUUUGAGAAAUCUCGUGCCAGACUGUAGGUAGCAGAUUCGAGAACCAUAUUAAUUCAAUUUGGCGCCAGGUGGCAUUGAUUUCAAAGAUCGAAAACAUACCAUCCUCAUAGCUUUUACAAUAUGCAAAACAUUGUAGAUAUCCCUUUCCACAAUAUACAAAGCAUUGAAAACAUCCCUUACCACAUUACACCUGUUUUUUAUGAUAGUGUCAUGUCACCAAUGAAAAAAUAAAACAUAGCAUACGUUGUCAAUAAAACGUGUCGUGCGACAUAGUCAAAAACUGAAAUUAGAAUUACAUUAAUACCUUCAGCUGCUAACGGGUGUCGAUAUAUAUCAACGGGGACAGAUGAAAAUGUGUCCCCCGACCGGGAUCUCCUGCUUACGUGACACUCUCUCUAUCCAUCUGAGCCACCGAGGGUACAGAGGAUAGCGCGACUGCAGGGACUAUCUCACGCACGCCUUCUGCGAGACUCACAUUCUCUCCUUGUAUGUCCACACACUACAUUCGUAGCGUCCUACCCCGACACGGAUACCAUAUCCGUAUAAGUAUAUAGUCAAAGACUGUACAGAACACUAGGCACAGUGUCCAAAUACUGUAUUGAGAGACAUAAGUGUAAAGAUCAUUAUUAUAAAAGAAGAUGACGUGCAUUUUUGAUUAUUUUUCAAACAAAACAAGCAACUGUCAACAUAUUGAUACCACAAAUUGUCCGUGUCAAAACAAGCAAAACUUCAUUGUAAAUAACAAAUUUUCUAACCGUGUUAGGAUGGUCUGGGUUAGAUAGAGAAAUGGGAGGGCUGAGGGGCACAACUGAGGCAAAUGAGAUGGAAGUAGGGUGUGUUUUGUGGGGGAGGGGAUGGGUGUGAGUGGGAGAACAGGCGAGUGAUGGUGGGGUGAGAGGAAUGCAGUACCAGAAAGAAUAGCAGGGGUAAAAAGAAGGAAUUGGGGGGAAUGUUACACCAGUGGUACAUUUUCACGGAAUUUUACAUAAUAAAAUAUUAUUAUUUUAAAUGAUAUUAAAACAUAAUGAAAAUUUCUUCUUUUAUCCAUUACACAACUUUCUAGGUACAUACAAAUUUUACGUACAUGACAUGCAGGAACAACUUAAAAAAAAUUAUCAACAUAGUUUGGUACAUAGUAAUUUUCCAAGUAUAUAAACACAUUUUAUUGAUACGACAUGCGAUCAGUCCAGUGUUUGACAUGUAACACGUCCUUUGAUUGGGGGGGGGGGGGGGGAUAUUUAAAAAAUGGACCAAUAAACUGAAACUUUAUAUGAACAUGUUUACAAGUGUGGGAGAUCAUUGGAGCUUAGUACAGGUAAGGCAGGAGGAGAGGGGGUGGGGGUGAAAAGUUGGAUGAACAGUCUGCAAAUACAUAACUGUGAAGAUGACAUGUUAUACUGCAAACAGGCAGAAUGAAAAAACUCUCGCACAUUAGCUUUCGGCAACAGUCUUCAUCAGAGAAGCACGAAAAACAACUGCAAUUGUGUGCGUUUCUCUAUCUUUUUCUGCGAAAGAUUGUGGCUGGAAAUUAAUGUAUAAAUGUCUUUUAACUGUGCUGGUCUGCAACUUAACACGUGAUCUUUACAGUAAGUAGCAAUCUGUCGUUCCAUUACGUGUUGACAUUCCAGCCUGGAGUUUCCAUUCUUUAACAUUAUUCAAAUACAUGGUAUUUGAAGAAUGAACAUUCUGUAUGUGAUCCAUGUAGAGUAAGAAUGAAUAUACCACAUAUUUUGGUCAGGAGUAAUAUUUAAAAUGAAUUAAUAAGCUGAAACCUCGUGAACAUUUUUGCAAGUAUAUGAAUGUAAUUAGAACAUAAUUAUAAGGUCGGGCAAGUGGAGCAGUGAAAUGUUGGGUAAACAAUUUACCCGCGCUUAACAUAUUCCAGAUACAUACUAUUUGCAAUUAUUUUGACUUGCGUGUCAUAGGAUGGAAAGGACAGCGGCGGUGGCGGGGCAGGGGGGAGGGGAGGUUUGAAAGUUACACAAACAAAUAUAAAAUAACAAUGAUAGACCACAGGUGCAAUUAAUAUCGUUGAAAAGUUCAAAAAUAAGAGGCAAGUAUUGCGAGUUACAGAAACAGUUUGUUGAAUGUAUUAAAAUCAUAGACCACAGGUGUAAUUAAUUCCAUUGAAGAAACUCAUAAAAUAAAGGGGGCUGGUAAAACAAAUUUUGCUGAAAGUGACUCAAAUACAUAUGAAGCAAAAGGGCUCAACACAUGUGACAGUACGUAACAGUGACUGCUGCUUGGGUAGUUACUCUUCCAAACCACAUACAUAUGAGCAGAUCAGUUUUGUCUUUACCUGCGGUUACUCAUACAUUAGCUUCUUGGACUAUGCACGGCUCUUUACAAAAAAGAAAGCUCGAUGUAGUCAUAGUCGAGCUGUGCACAUCUGCUUUCAUACCCCGCAGCUAAUUUGCUGCAAUUAAUAUCUGUAGCUGUAGUCCUGCAGUGAAAUAGUUUGUGCAUUGGCUAAAAUUGCGAGUUAAUAAGAUAUACAGAAAUGAAAAAUAAAAGUUAAGUGAGUAAUUUAAUAACAAAGGUGCUAUUCUAAUGUCUGUAAUUGAUGUAGAGGGCAGAGAAUUAUGUUGAAUAAUGUUUAUUCAAGAAGGGACAUUUGAGAUAAGUGGGAAGCUGUCCUACAACAGAAAAUACCCUUAUUAAAUGCAGUAAAAUUACAUUGGGAGCAUUACGAGAUGGUAGCGAAGUCCCAAAACUAAAUUUUAAUUGGAGAUAUGUGGAAACUAAGUCCAUUUUGUAAUCACAAUACACAAAAUAUUCGCCAGCUCAAGACAGUUCAGAGUUCAACACAAUGAUUUACAAAUUAUUUCAUGUGAGAUAAAAAUUCUUACUCUGCCUAUCCUCAGUUCCGUAAAUGAACUGGAAAAAAUUAAAAUUCUACUCUGGAGUACAUUCAGAUCUCUUAAGAGCUAGACUAGAGUCCCUUCAAAAGUUGGGGUAUCGUAGCGCCAGUUCACCACCCAGAAUCUGUUAGCCACACUACCGAAUAAAGCACUAUAUCACAGGCAGAUCUGCCUUCUACGAGACCUCACAUAAGUGCCCCUUUGAGAUCUAACUGAAAAAUGUCCUCUAAAGUUAGUCUCAUAGCAGCUGUUCACAGUCCAGAAUAUAUGCCUGAAUCGGACACAUUACCACAGUCAGAUCUGUUGUCUUCCAGCACAAACGCAGAGGUGUCUCAGUUGUGUCCUUGAGCUUUUCGCUUGAUGCAAAGUCCCAGUAUCCUCUUGGCUGCUAUAGUGUUCCGUCACUGACCGGUUUUCCAUUGGCUGAAGGCUGUUCCCACAGAAACGACAACAUUCUUAAGCUCUACAGACACAAUCUGACUCAACAUGACCAUUUCCCUGCACUAAACUAAUAUAUUAUAACAAUAUUUAAAUAAAAGAAAUGUUAUAAACAUUUGGUCACCCUCAGACUAUGUACAAUGAUUGCAAGUAAAGGUUUGUUCAUAAAUAAAUCGGCUAGUAAUCUUGAGCAAGUGUGCUCACGUUAUGUGACAGUGAAUUUUUGUUAAAUUUUGUUUAAAUGAUUAUUUGUGUUUUCUUGACAUAAGUGUCUUUUAGUCUUCUUUUCAAUUGUCGUGUCCACUAACUCAUACGAUGGACAAAUUUUAAAUUAACAUUUUUUUUUUAAAUUAGCAUUUCCAGUCAACAUUUAAAUAAAGUUAGUAGUAAAAUAGUAAACUGUUCAUUAAACGAAAACACAGGUAUUACAAAAUAUGAGAUACUGAAUCUGUGUUCAUUUGCUAUGUAAAUGUGGAGAAUACAAUGUUCUGACAAACAUUUGCUUAAUAAAAAAAUGUCAUAAGUCAAUAUAUAAAAUAGAUACAGGUGAGACACUUUCAGGGAUAACAGCUAUCAUGCAGUGCAAUUGUGAGAGAUAUUAUUUGUUGAAAUUAUAUGAAGCAUUUAAACGUUGGAUAAUGUUACUGAUAUUUAAAGAAAAUAGUAUUAUAAAACUUUAAAUCAACUCUUGUGCUGGCAAAGCUUCUGAUAUGGUAGAGUAGUGCAUAGAAAAUUCUUUUUACGUAGCAAUGGAAUUGCAUUCUGUCAUCCAGCGUCAGAUUCCCAUUCCCAUCAGACUGACGAAAAUGUUGACCGAUGGCAUUGUUUAGAGGCCAGUGACUGAUGUUAAAUUAAUGCGGCUUGUGUAAUUAUAUUGUCCAGUUACUGAUAGAACUAAUCAAUAAAGGAGAUCUCAGGGAUGCUGGAAUAAAAGUUUGAUAAAGUAAAUGCCUAUUGAACAAUAGUAGCGUCCAAUUGUGGCCACCAAACAAUUUCUUGGCAACUCUCCUUUACUGCAGCCUGAAAAAGUUCUAUAAUACAACAUAAUGUGUCACAGAGUGAUGUACUGCUCGCAAGUGAGAGACUGUUUGUUUACUCUUAGGACAAUGUAUCUUUGACUUGUUAUAUUGUAUGUUCUGUGACUAUGGAAUAAAAUGUUGUUGGACAGCUAAUCGCUGCUCUAUUGUGAUUCACGACAUAAGAAUUUUGGUGCCGAAACCCGGGACAGACUUUGCCGGAGACAAUUUCCACGAUUGCCGUUGUGAAACACGAAUUCUGGAAGCACGUUACGCGGCAAUACUACGACGGGGUUUACUGCAGCGAUUUGUUACACCACGCAACAAGCUCUUCGACGACAACCGCCAUCAUACACAGCUAAGUUCAACUGAACACACGGACGAACUAACAGAAUACCGUUUUAACAGACUCCCAUUCGGCCUGACCUGCAGCCCAUUUUUACUUUCUGCAACACUAAGAGAACUUGCCGACAAGUGUAUGACAGCAUUUCCCACCGUAGCGCCACUUAUAAACAAGACUGCAUACAUGGACGACUUUGUGAUCUCAGUAGAAGGUGAUAAUUUGGUGAUAACUAUAUACUAUGAACUUGUAACCCUAAUGAAAUUGAUCAGUCUCCCCUUAUCAAAAUGGGCUACCAACUGUGAACAACUCCACACUAUCUGGAGGGCAGAAGGGCGAGAACUCCACACCCAGACUCAAGUUUUAGGUGUAGACUGGAACACCGCAGGUGACUACUUCUGUAUCGAUCCUAGCAAAAUCAUCAGAAGGUCGUCAGAAGAGCCAGCCACCAAACGACUUCUUUUACAAUGUACGGCUAAAUUCUAUGACUCACUCUGACUGUUUUCCCCAGUUUCUCUUGUUGGGAAAUUGCUAUUCCAGGACACAUGGUGCCGAGGAAUUGGCUGGGAUGAACUUAUGCCCUGGGACUUAGAGGCACGAUGGCGCGCUUGGAUAUCUAGCUUACCUUCAUUGUCACAUAUACGUGUCCCUAGAUGGAUUGCUACAGCUCAUGGAAGAGACUCUCAGCUGCACGUAUUCUGUGAUGCCUCGGAAAAGGCAUACGGAGCAGCUUUGUACAUCCGUACUGUCUUAGAUGAUGACGUCGUAACCCAUUUAGUCUGUAGCAAGAACAGACUUGCUCCUAUUAAGAAGGUGACAUUGCCUCGACUCGAUCUUUUAGCGGCAGUAGUUGGGACCAGACUAUUGUGUUACUUUUGCCGUGCAACAGACUUUAAAAUUGCCCAUGCGAUAUUGUGGACGGAUUCUACAAUAGCACUAAGUUGGAUUCGCUGUGAUCCUAACAAAUGGAAGACCUUCGUUUGUAAUCGUGUAACUGAGGUACAAACACACACGACUCCCACGCAAUGGAAACACUGCCCAGGACCAGACAAUCCUGCUGACCACCUCUCACGUGGACUCCUCGGCUACCAAAUGAAUUAUCUGGAUAUUUGGUGGCAUGGGCCGCCUUGGCUUACACGCCCUCCUGAAUGCUGGCCAAACAACGAUACUCCAACGAUGGUACGACUUCCUCCCGAAGAAAAGAGGAAGAAAACCAAGAGCCAAGUUUUGUCGAUAUCUACGCCAACCAGCCUUUUGAACUUACUUAAAUUCAGCUCGUACUGGAAGCUCAUUCGUAUCACAGCAUGGACUCUCCGUUUCCUACACAACAUUCGUCAGAAGAAUAAAUCUUCAGGAGAACUUACAGCCACCGAAUUAUCAGCUGCCAAAAUGUAUUGGAUUCGAGUGGGCCAGAGAGAUUCCUUCCCCAACGAAUUACAUGCACUUCAGAAUAACUUACCACUGCCAAGAGAGUCAAAAAUCGCACGAUACAAUCCUUUCCUAGAAGAUGGACUGAUACGUCUAGGAGGUCGACUGCAGUGCACUAGCCUAAAUAGGGAACAAAAACAUCCUGUACUCCUUGACGGUUCCCACCACUUCACACAAUUGGUUAUUCGAGAGACACACAUCCGCCUUCAUCACUUUGGUGUUCGUUCUGUACUAUCCGAACUGCGAACCGAAUUUUGGAUCCUUAGAGCUCGUCAGGCCAUCAAAAGAAGCCUAUACUCAUGUCUCGCAUGCAAGAUCUUGAAGAAUCCACGAGGGCAACAGAUCGAAGCACCGCUGCCACCUGAACAAGUUUCACCUGCCAAACCAUUUGCUGUAACCGGAAUAGACUUUGCUGGCCCACUAUUCAUCAAAGUGGGGAAGGAAACGCACAAGUCAUAUAUCACUCUUUUCACAUGUGCUACCACUCUAGCUGUACACCUCGAACUCUGUACAGACUUGUCAACGGACAAGUUUCUUAUGGCACUUCAGCGAUUCGCCGGAAGACGCGGACUACCCCACACAAUAUAUACAGAUAACGCGAAAACAUUCCACGCCACGAAUAUGGAACUAGCCCAACUUUGGAAGGCAUUAACCACCACAAAAUCUUAUCAGUUCCUCGCCCACCACGGUAUUACUUGGAAAUUCAUUGUCUCCCGUGCGGCUUGGUGGGGAGGAUGGUGGGAAAGAAUGGUGGGCACUAUAAAGCGUUGCCUACGGAAGGUACUGGGACUCGCAAAGCUCACUGAGGAACAACUGAACACCACCUUGAUCAGUAUUGAAGCCGCGGUGAACUCCAGGCCCAUCACACCAGGAGAUGAUUGUGAUGCACUCACACCAUCCCAUUUUCUGACGGGAGAAAAACUUACGACUAUUCCGACGGGACCAGAACCUUCAGCGAGCACGAAUUUAACAAAGGAAUUCCGACUGAGACAGCAACUCUGUGACAGUUUUUGGAACCGUUGCGUUAAAGAAUACCUAUUGGAGCUCCGGAACUACCAUGAAGUUAAACGCCCAUCGGGACGAGUCAUCCCCUUUCGCCCUGGCGACAUCGUGCUGAUCCAAGAGGACCUUCGUCCGCGACAUAUGUGGAAGAAGGCCAGGAUAGAAAAGGACGAUAAUACUCCGGACACCAGAAGGUCACAUCAUUAGUCGUCCUGUGCAGCUGGCCGUACCUUUGGAGGUCGACCAGGGUGGCGAGGAUGUCACAGAGUGAUGUACUUCUCGCAAGUGAGAGACUGUUUGUUUACUCUUAGGACAAUGUAUCUUUGACUUGUUAUAUUGUAUGUUCUGUGACUAUGGAAUAAAGUGUUGUUGGACUGCUAAUCGCUGCUCUAUUGGGAUUCACGACAUAAUGAAUUGAGAUGCGACUUUAAUGGAAGAGGAAGGUAUGUUUUUGAUUCAAACACAGCUAUUGUAAUUAAAUU
Messenger RNA from Schistocerca cancellata (South American locust), 12174 nucleotides. RefSeq lists its product as uncharacterized. NCBI's taxonomy places the organism in Eukaryota, Metazoa, Arthropoda, Insecta, Orthoptera, Acrididae. Gene Ontology annotation, biological process: DNA integration. Bases 9839 to 11899 code for a protein of 686 amino acids. Gene Ontology annotation, molecular function: nucleic acid binding. The record is from RefSeq and is a predicted model, not a curated record. The transcript is spliced from 2 exons.